GAGGAACUUGCAGACAAUAUCUCACAGCUUAUCCAUGUGAUUCAGAAUACAGAGGCUCAGCACUUGUUCAUUCAGACAUUUUGGCAAACUAUGAACCGUGAAUGGAAUGGGAUAGACAAUCUGCGUCUUGAUAAGUACUAUAUGCUAAUGCGUAGGAUUUUGAGGCAAUCCUUUGAAGUGCUGAAAAGAAACGAGUGGGAUGAAAGUCUAAUUGACCUAUUCCUGCCACUACUAGUGAAAGAAAUUAUGGACCCAGACAGCCAUGCUCCCAUGGGGAUAAAGUUACAUUUCAUUGAUAUCUAUCUGGAUGAAUUGGCUAAAGUUGGUGCAAAGGAGCUCACAGCAGACCAGAAUCUCAAGUUCAUUGAACCUUUCUGCAAAAUUGCUGCCAAAUCGAAGGAUCGGUGUGUGCUGCAUGCUGUAGCCACUGGUAUCUUUGAGAUCAUUGUGGAUCAGUCCCCCUACGCCAUCGAGGACCUAAUGAAAGAACUGGGUAGCAACAGUGAUGAAGAGGAUGUGUCUGAAGAAGACAAACAGGAGAAUGAAGAGGUGCUUAAAACUAAAGCAGGCAGAUGUUUGCCAAGAAAAUCAGCGCAGAGCUCUGAAAAAACAGAGGAUGAUUAUGAAAAUGCUGAUGACAGUAUCGGGGCUGUUCUUCAGUUUGAUUAUAAGGCUGUUGCUGACAAACUCUUUGAAUUGGCAAGCAAGAAAAAUACACCUUCCCUUAACAGAAAGCGCCUGUACAAGCUGGUCAAAAAGUUCCAGGACUUAGCAGAAGGAAUCUUUCCCCAAGAUUUUCCCGAAGAUGUUUCUACAGAUGAAGAUGAUGAUGAAUUCAGCAGGGGAAGGCGAAGGAAAAAAGCUGUCAAGCCCUGGGAGAAAAACAAGUUGGAAAAAGUAAAAAAGGAUGAACAAGAGAUGUCAAGUGCAAAGGAGGCAUCAGUUCCCCAGAAGAAGAGGAAAAAAAGGAAGAAGAGGGACAGUCCAAGUGCUGAUUCUGGAACAGCUGAUGGAAAUUGUGAGAAGGGAAUAGCUGAAACAUCUGGAUCUAAUGUUUUUAGCCAGGGAAAGGUGCCAGAAAAUAGCAAGGAAAGGAAGAAAAAGAGAUUGCUAGUAAAUGAGGCAAAUGAGACCACAAAUGUAGCAACUGACACUAGAGAGAAUCACAGUAUCUCUGCGCAGAAUAGUCCGACUGACACAGAACAGAGUAAAAAGGGUCUGUUGAAGAAAAUGAAUCCAAAAGUGCAAAAUGUUCCUCUAAAACCAGCAUGUCAGAAUGGACCAGCUAAUGCCAGUGAGGCAGAGGAUGUCAGCCCAUCUGUCACACCAUUAACUCCUAAGGCUGUGAAAAAGAAGCAGAAAGCAGAGGCUGUCUUGGUGAAUGGGGAAACCCUUUUGCAGCAGACUGAUGUGAAAUCCAACAAGGAGGGCGUGCUGGGGACCCUGUCAGGAGGUGCAGACUCUGAAUCUGUACCCUCCAGAAAGGUCAAAUUGAAGACAAAGACAAAGCUAGUUGGUUUGGAAGGGAUGAAAGUCUCCAGCCAGAAAGCAGCAACCUUGAAGCGAAAAGAGGUGCUAAACUCUGUUGAAACCAAUGGAGUCCUGGAGCCCGCAUGCAAGAAAAGCAGGAAAGGGGAAAGCAGUGCUGCUCUACCGGCAUUAAAGAAAAAGAAAGCAAAACCAGGAAGUGAUUUUAUAAAAUUUGAAAAAACAACUUUACCAAAGGCGGUAUUCUUCAGGAAAGCCAGAAGCGCCAUCUCUUCCACCAGAGCAUCCAUGCAGCUGAACAAGCUGCAGUCGUCCAGCUCCAAAAAAGUCACGUUUGGCUUGAAUAAAAACAUGACUGCUGAAUUUAAAAAGACUGACAAAAGCAUAUUAGUGAGCCCUGAAGGACCCUCCCGUGUGGCUUUCAAUCCUGAACAGAAACCCCGUCAUGGGGUGCUGAAGUCACCCACAGGUACCCCAGCAGGAGAGCCUCAAAUGAAGAAACCAUUUACUAUAUCAGCUAAGAAGAGACCAACUGCUGUGGACUUCUUUUAAACCAACAGAUGUGGCCUACUUUUGUACAGGACGUUUUGCUAACCUAGAAUGUUCUCUGGAGGUAUUUUCAACUUCCUUAUUUUUUUAAGUUAAUGCAAAUUGUAUAUACAAAAUUCUGAUUGUGACCUGGGACAUCGCUAUGUUGACACCGCUUCAGCUGUAUCUUGAAAUACUUGUUUUGUCUAUUUACAGAAAAGAAACAAGAUCCAAUCUCUGAUCAGGUUUGGUCUACAAAAAGUAUGGUCUUUGCCCAUGUCACUCCCGAGAGACUUGUUCAUUUAGUUAAGGGAUGGUGAGAGU
Molecule: messenger RNA, 2340 nt
Organism: Leptosomus discolor (cuckoo roller)
Lineage: Eukaryota; Metazoa; Chordata; Aves; Leptosomiformes; Leptosomidae
Source: RefSeq, a predicted model, not a curated record